CUGUCUUCGUCUUUCUCAAUUAGCCGCGAAGGUUGCUGGGUUGCGUCCUGAUUUCGCGAGUGUAGAACGCACUUUUUGAUUUUGGGCAGUGUUAGGGUUCACUUUCCCGUUUCUUUCCUGGUCAUUAGAUUUCAGUAUCGUAUCGUGGUGCUACCUGGAACUCUGAAAUUUAUGCUUCGAUUUGACGUGGAAGCACAAUGAGGUUGGAGAAGUGCUGGUUCUGUUCCUCCACCGUAUACCCUGGCCAUGGUAUUCAGUUUGUUCGAAAUGAUGCUAAGAUAUUCCGGUUUUGUAGAUCCAAAUGCCACAAGAACUUUAAGAUGAAGAGAAAUCCUCGGAAGGUAAAAUGGACCAAGGCCUAUAGGCGAUUACACGGAAAAGAUAUGACACAGGAUUCAACUUUUGAAUUUGAGAGGAAGAGAAAUCGGCCAGAGAGGUAUGAUAGGAAUCUGGCGGAGAACACAUUGAAGGCCAUUAAGAAGAUAGACAAGGUUAGAGUCGAUAGGGAGGCCAGGCACCACAAGAACAGAAUGAGGGGCAAGAAAGCAAAGGAGCAGAGAGAGGCAGCGAAGGAGUUGGAGCAAGGAAUUCACCUGGUCAAAGCUCCAUCUGUACUUCAAGAGGAGCCAUCUCUCACUUUGCCCAAGAUCAAGGUCAAGGUUUCUCAUCAAGAAUCUCAGGAAAACCGAGCUAUGGAAGAAUGAUUUCAUCAUCAAAACCAGUUCCAUAUACAUUUGUUUCAUCAUUAGGAUUGAGGUCUUAUCAAUUUUCCCCUGUCCGGUUACUUGUAAGGGUAUCAUAAACUUAUCUGGUUUUGGUCUGAAUACUCCGAUGCCCCCUCUCUCUGUGAUGUCUAAUGAUCAUGACUUAAGACCAGUGCACAUUGCUGGUUCUUUUCCUUUUUGAGUUAGUAUAUUAAUGAGACCUCCGAGGAAUGUAGUAUGUUCGGAUUGGAUGUUCAUAAGUUGAAAGUGUUGGAGCCUUAAUG
Messenger RNA from Rhodamnia argentea, 988 nucleotides. RefSeq names its product probable ribosome biogenesis protein RLP24. The coding region runs from base 198 to 704 and encodes 168 amino acids. Gene Ontology annotation, biological process: ribosomal large subunit biogenesis. Gene Ontology annotation, cellular component: nucleolus. The transcript is spliced from 5 exons. The record is from RefSeq and is a predicted model, not a curated record. Lineage: Eukaryota; Viridiplantae; Streptophyta; Magnoliopsida; Myrtales; Myrtaceae.